AUGGUAGAGAGCAGCAAGAGGAGUGGUGAAUACAAUGAGGCACUCAGACGAGCAUACUACUCUGACGUGGCAGAGAGAUACGAGGACAUGGCUGAACACAUUCUGGAUGCAAUCAGACUGGCUCACGAUGGGCACAUUGAGAUGGAUUCAGAAAACAGAAACUUCUUCAGUCUCGCCUUCAAGAACAUCGUAGGGAAGAAGAGGAACAGUUGGAGGAUGCUACAAAGUGAGAGACAGAAGAGCCCAGAUGAUGCGGUGGUGAUUGAUGGGAUAUUGAAGAAGGUGCGGGGUGAGUUAGAGACGUACAUUGGAAGGGUGCUUGAUACGAUUGAGAAGUAUUUCAGGGCUGAUGAGAUUCAGGAGACUGGGAGCAAGGUGUUUGUGACGAAGAUGAAGGGCGACUACCUGAGAUACAGGGCUGAGAUAUGCGAGGGAGAGGCACGGAAGAAGGCUGCUUCUGGGGCAUUGGAUUCGUACAGCGAGGCAAGGAAGUACGCCGAGACACUUCCGCCUACUGAUCCAGUUCGACUUGGUCUCCACCUCAACUUCUCAGUCUUCUACUACGAAAUCAUGAAUGACGCAGAAGAAGCAUGCAAGUUGGCUAAGGAGGCAUUUGAGACUGGGAUUUCCGAGUUGGAUCGGCUCAAGGAGGAGCACUACAAGGACAGCACCUUGAUGCUCCAGCUGCUUCGAGACAAUCUGACACUGUGGACCACCAGAAAUGAGGUGAAGAAUGACAAGUAA
Messenger RNA from Enterospora canceri, 744 nucleotides. NCBI's taxonomy places the organism in Eukaryota, Fungi, Microsporidia, Enterocytozoonidae. The record is from the annotation of a GenBank genome assembly.